This is a messenger RNA of Pelodiscus sinensis (Chinese soft-shelled turtle), 1854 nucleotides long. NCBI's taxonomy places the organism in Eukaryota, Metazoa, Chordata, Testudines, Trionychidae. The record is from RefSeq and is a predicted model, not a curated record.
UCAAGACUAGUGACAGGUUUCUCCCAGGAUGGUGCUGCCAAGGUCACCUGCAUGGCUUGGUCAUACAACAACGCCAAGUUCGCUGUCUGCACCGUGGACAGGGUCGUGCUUUUGUAUGAUGAGCAUGGAGAAAGAAGAGACAAAUUCUCUACCAAGCCUGCUGAUGCCAAGUAUGGCAGGAAGAGUUACGUGGUGAAAGGCAUGGCGUUCUCUCCUGACUCCACCAAAAUUGCCAUUGGACAAACAGACAACAUCAUUUACGUCUAUAAGAUCGGAGAGGAUUGGGGUGAUAAGAAGGUGAUCUGCAACAAGUUCAUUCAGACGAGUGCAGUCACCUGUUUGCUGUGGCCGGCAGAGAACAUCAUCGUCUUCGGACUCGCUGAGGGGAAGGUUCGGUUAGCAAAUACAAAGACCAACAAGUCCUCCACCAUUUACGGGACAGAUUCUUUUGUGGUCUCAUUAACCUCCAACGUGUCGGGGAAGGGGGUCCUGUCUGGCCAUGCAGAUGGAACCAUUGUGCGCUACUUCUUUGACGAUGAAGGCUCUGGUGAAUCACAGGGUAAAUUGGUGACACAUCCCUGCCCUCCCUAUGCACUCACCUGGGCUUCCAACAGCAUCAUAGCUGCAGGCUGCGACAAGAAGAUUGUAGCUUAUGGAAAAGAAGGCCACAUCAUUCAAACCUUUGAUUAUAGCCGGGACCCCACGGAGAAGGAAUUCACCACAGCAGCCACUAGCCCCGGGGGCCAGUCCGUCGUCAUAGGCAGCUACGACAGACUGAGGGUGCUGAACUGGAGUCCCCGCAGGAGUGCCUGGGAGGAAGCCAGACCCAAAGAAAUCGCACACCUUUAUACUAUCACAGCCUUAGCGUGGAAGAGGGAUGGCUCGCGCCUCUGUGCGGGCACCCUUUGUGGAGGCGUGGAGCAGUUUGACUGCUGCCUUCGCAGGCGCAUUUACAAGAAUAAGUUUGAAAUGACCUACGUGGGGCCGAGCCAGGUCAUUGUGAAGAACCUCUCCACAGGAACACGAGUGGUGCUGAAAUCCCACUAUGGCUAUGAGAUUGACGAAGUGAAGAUUUUGGGGAAAGAGAGGUACCUUGUGGCCCAUACCUCGGACACACUGCUGCUGGGGGAUCUGAACUCCAACAAACUCAGUGAGGUGGCCUGGCAAGGAUCCGGAGGGAACGAGAAGUUUUUCUUCGACAAUGAGAACGUCUGCAUGAUCUUCAAUGCCGGAGAACUGACGUUAGUGGAAUAUGGAAACAAUGAAAUUCUGGGAUCUGUCCGCACAGAGUUUAUGAACCCUCAUCUCAUCAGCGUUCGCAUCAAUGAGAGAAGGCAACGAGGGAUGGAGGAGAACAAGAGACUAGCAUAUCUCAUCGACAUCAAGACUAUCGCAGCAGUGGAUCUUGUUGGUGGCUACAACAUUGGCACCAUCAGCCACGACAGCAAGAUUGACUGGCUGGAGCUGAAUGAGACGGGGCACAAGCUUCUCUUCAGGGACAAGAAGAUGCAGUUGCAGCUUUAUGACAUCGAGAGCGGCACCAAGACCACGACCCUGAACUACUGCUCCUAUGUGCAGUGGGUCCCAGGCAGCGACGUGGUGGUGGCUCAGAACAGAAACAGCCUCUGCAUUUGGUACAACAUCGAUGCCCCAGAGCGAGUGACCAUGUUCCCGCUGAAGGGGGAUGUGGUGGCUCUGGAGCGGAGCAGUGGGAAGACUGAGGUGCUAGUGACCGAGGGGGUGAACACCGUGUCCUAUACCCUGGACGAGGGACUCAAAGCUAUACACACAAGGCCACUGAAAAGCUUUAAAUUUCCUCUGUCAGGACGGAUGCGGGUUCUGAACAGUGAGUGA